Medicago truncatula (barrel medic) is the source of this 657-nucleotide messenger RNA. RefSeq lists its product as uncharacterized. The record is from RefSeq and is a predicted model, not a curated record. Lineage: Eukaryota; Viridiplantae; Streptophyta; Magnoliopsida; Fabales; Fabaceae. The coding region runs from base 1 to 657 and encodes 218 amino acids. The transcript has a single exon.
AUGUAUUUUAUUUAUACUAGCAUUCCAUUAAUUGGUGGUCGUUUGAUUCUUCUUAAGUCUGUCCUGACUGCUCUACCUGUCUAUGCACUUUCCUUUUUCAAAGCUCUGUCAGGUAUAAUCUUUUCCAUUGAAUCUUUGUUUAAUAAAAUUUUUUGGGGAGGGGGUGAGGAUAAAAGAAAAGUUUCUUGGAUUAGGUGGGAUACUUUGAGUUUGAGGAAGGAGUAUGGAGGGUUGGGGGUUACGAGGUUGAAAGAGUUUAAUUUAGCUUUGUUGGAUAAAUGGUGUUGGCGGUUGUUAUUGGAGAAGGAAGCUUUGUGGAGAAAGGUGUUGGUGGCUAGGUAUGGUGAGGCGGAUGGAGGUUUGGAGGAUGGGGGCCGGAGUUGUUCUUCGUGGUGGAGGGAGAUUGUGAGGAUUAGAGAUGGGAUAGGUGACGGUGGAGAGGGUUGGUUUGGAUCUUGUGUUAGGAGGAGGGUGGGAGACGGUGCAGAAACGGAUUUUUGGCGUGAUUGUAGGUGUGGAGAUGUUCCUAUGUGUGACCGUUUUAGUCGCCUAUAUGACUUGACUGUGAACAAACCAAUCUCUGUUAGGAAUAUGUUCUUGUUGGGGGUGGAUGAGGGUGGGGAGGCGUUGAGGUGGCGUAGGCGGUUGUGGGCUUAG